UCAGCGCGCCGUUGACUCAUUAAAGAGAAAAGAGCGAAACGAGGGAAGAACCUGGUGGGAAGUAAUGGAGUUGCUUAGUAUGACAAUGCGAGUGGCUGCCUGACGGAUAGCUGUGCCUACGAAGAUCUCUAAUUAACAAAACAUGCAUUGGUACGAUUGAAGGGCUUGGAGAAAUAUCAGUGCCGAUGACGUGAAUGAAGAGAAUUUGGUCGGUGAAUCGUGGAAUCGGAUGUGCGCGUAAACAGGAAAAUAAACUAAACAAGUCUACUUCUCAAGUGUUCGUAUGUUAAUCGAUCGCUGUGUCUAAAUAUUUAAUAUACACACCCACUUUACCGGUUAAAAUAAAAAAAACGAGCAAAAUGUUCGGAACAAAGUUCCGUUCGUGGAUGGAAGCUCACAUAGUGCGACCGAGGAAGAAGAAGGAUCGGAAAAAGGGAGAAAAGGGUUUCGACUCAAACUGCAAUUCACCAAGCAGCCAUAGUGGCAACAGAUCCCCAGCUCUACAUCAGGUUCAUCCGGCAGAAGCGCCGUCGAAGAACCUCGAUACGAUUCAUCUGCACGCCUCAGCGUACACGACGGUCACGACGUCGUCUGGGACGUCGGCUGGAACUGGGAGCGUCCAUCUAUCGUCGCCUGAGAGCGCCUAUAGCACGGGUUACUCGACAGACGGGACUUCGCCCGGGGCUAGUUACCCCCCGGAAUAUUACAUCAACAUCAGGACGGGGACCCAUUAUUUCCAGAGUAGCAAGGGUGGCGACAAAAAGGUCGGUGAGGAACCUCCCGUCCCCCCGACCGACAGGGGAAACGACCAGAAAUUGAUCCGACUCACCAACGGAAUGGAGUCCAAUACCAGGGUCAACCCCAAGGAGUUUAGGGAUGCCAGGACCAGCACCCCGAACAAGAACCCCGAAAAUAACGUCUCGCAAACGAACCACGCGGCGGUCCAGCGACAACAGCAGCCUGUCCAGCAGAAGCUCCCAGCUCACAGAAGGACCGAGUCCUGCUCUGUGGACGCAUUGCGGAUUUCGAAUUUCCUCCCGGUUCCGACGUCCAUGCCCCCGCCGCUGAUCCCCUCGCCGCCGCUCCAGUCCCCCAGACAGCGUUCCCGCAUCCGGACGAACCCGUGGCUCUCGGCCAAUUCCUCAGGCUCGAGUACAACGGGGGUUAAAUCCCGACUCACCAUUGACGAAUCGAGCAGUAGCUCGGGUCUGAAGCUGACGGAAUCUUCGGGCAGCGCAAGCGACGUGAACGUGAACAUCAACGUCGUGAGGAAUUCCGAAUUUCGACCUGGGAGUCUCAGCGCCGGUCGUAGUCCGAUCAAUCAAAACUGGAGGAUCUCACCGCGGAUGGAGAUUCGUUCCAAGGUUCCGAUCCCGGUGGCACGCUGCAGCAGCAGCUCGUCGGGUUCGUCGUUGACGCGAAGCGUGCGUUCGUCGGAGGACGACAUAACGCUCAACGAGAUGAUGGGUAAAUACGACGAGAGUUACGUGUACGAGAAGGAGACGGAUAUCCUGUCGGACAGCGACCCGACGGACUGCGAGGACUACGUCGAUUCAUUGUCAGACAUCGACACGGGCCAGGACGGCGGCGACGAGAACGAGCCCUUUGAGAACGACGACUUCGACUUCAUCGACAACGGGUCGAUCCUCGAGCUCGACAAGCUGGAUUCGUACGCUGGCUUCCGGAACACAGGCCACUGCACGUACUUCACCUUCAGCAGCGAGCUCAGCCGGAAGGGAACGCGGCUGCGGGAGUCGUUCCUGCGACGAAGGACGAAGGAUGAGAGCAGCUCGCACAGAUCGAGCGUGAGAAGCGGAUCGAGGCGGCAAAGCACGAGGGGAAGAAAGGCGGACGAGAAGCCGUCGGACAAGCGGAAGAAGCGGGUGUCGCAGCGUCGGAAGCAGAGCUUCGCCGAGAAGUGCGACGACGAGACGGCAAACCUGAACCGCGUCCUGGUAGAGCGGAUGCUGUUGAAAAACUCCGGGUUCAAUCAAGGCAGCCGCAGCGUCGGCGGGACGCCGAUCUGCCUUCGGCGACGGAAGUGCGACGUGAACAAGAACCUCUCGCCCGUCAAGCUGAUCCAGGACAGCGCUCUGGUGCGCUCGGUCAUCGCCGAGAACGAGGUCGCCAAACGGCGGUCCAACUCCGUCAGCUACGUGAACGGAAACGCGGUGCGGAGCCGGCUCAUCGGCGGUGCCUACAUGGCCACCUUCGCCUCGGAGAUCGCGCUGAUGGAGGCGGACAAGGAAGCCGACCGGAAGUACAAGGAGCUGAUACUCGAGGCGGAGAACAUACUGGUCAACAUGAAGAACAACUCGUCACCGGUGGUCAUGCCUUCGCCCAGGAAAAUUCACAACGGACUGGCCAACAAGCGCGUAGAACUCAUCAAGAACACGGAGCUGAAUAUCGAGCUGGCGCUCUCGAAGAGCAGGAACUCGCAGCCCGAGCUCCAGAGCGGAAGCAUCAGGGACUUGGAGCACACGAGCCCGAAGAGACAGUUCGCUCAGCCGUGUUCCCCCAUACGCAAGUUCAUGGAGCGGAAUUCACCUGGCGGUAUCAUCGUCAAGGAGAAUUUUUACAAGCAGGACGUGCAGGUCAAAUGCCCGAGUUCACCGAUGAUGCCCAGGAGAACUCCGCAGAACUCACCUAGCCGGAGCCUCGUCCAAGCUAGCAGACUUCAGAUCACCGAACGGGAUAUUAAUCACGAUGUCAAGAGCAGAGAGCUUCAGACCUUUAUCCACAACGGUGUCAACUCCCCGAGGCAGCUCAAGGAUAGAACCGUCGGAUCUCCCUACCUCAAUGCGCAUCGGGAUUCCCUGAUUCAGAAGGAAAAACUACUCCUUGACAAAAAGGAAGUCAGGUCUUCGAGGGCCCUCAAAGACGAGGGACUGACAUCAAGCUCGUCGGAUUCCGACGAUAGGUGCGACGUCAGGAAGAAACCACCCUUACCUACCUUCAGAUCGAUUGAUAUCGGACCGACGCGGGAGGGUUCUUCAUAUUGUCCCCAAAGUGAACCAGUUAAGCGAAAAGUAUACGCAGGUAGCGUGACUUACGGGCGGAUACAAAAGUCGCUGGGGGAGCACAAUGUCGCUUUUAGAAACUCCGACGGUGACACGGCUACUGACGACACGGAUGACUCGAAACGAUCGUUGAAAGAGAAAGUGGCCCAGCUCCGACAGGAGCGAUUAGCAGCGGAGGCAAAUAUGAACUCCCAAGACACGCAGCUGUACCAGCAUCAGUUAUCUCAGCUGAGGAGACAGAAGUUGGUGCAAACCAUCGAGGGUCUAAAACGAAGUUUGGAAGACCAGUCGGCAACACUGAAGCAAACUUGCCUUGAAGCUGUUCUCGACAAUGACGUGAAUUAGACGAAUUCUCUCUGCGCAUAGCAUAACAAAAAGAAAAAGAAUCUCGCUGCUUAGCAGCUGCGUGAUUUUUUCGAAGCGUCAUUUAAUCGUAAGUAGUAAAUUGAAUAGCCGUACUGAAAGGAGAGCGCAAAAAUGUGCGUCGAGAAUUGCAAUCGAAGCCAACAUAUCACCUCCAGUUCUUGUUA
This is a messenger RNA of Diprion similis, 3550 nucleotides long. RefSeq lists its product as uncharacterized. The coding region runs from base 360 to 3365 and encodes 1001 amino acids. NCBI's taxonomy places the organism in Eukaryota, Metazoa, Arthropoda, Insecta, Hymenoptera, Diprionidae. The record is from RefSeq and is a predicted model, not a curated record. The transcript has 6 exons.